UGGUGUUUAUUCCCCUUUCCCGGGGGCUGAGUCACGGCCCGAGGCGCCGGGGGUCAGCCCGGGGGGAGCCGUGAGGCGGCGCCCCCGGCCCCGCUCCCCGCCCCGGCCCGCCCUCACGUGACGCCGCUGGUUGCAAUUUUAGACCGUCAGCUGACUCCAGAAAUCCGUGGAGAGGGGCCGCUCUGCCUACAAAAACAGGGACGGGAGGCGGCAGCGGCGUCGCGGCCUCUCAGCGUCGGGAAGCUCCAGCCUCUGACCCCUCGCCACCGCCGCCAGCAGCGCCAUCGCCGCCAUGGGCCCCCGCGGCCUCCUCCUGCUGCUCGCCCUGGCCGGGUCCUGCGCCGCCCUCAUCAGGAUCCCCCUGACCAAAUUCCCUUCCAUGCGGCGGAUCCUGAGAGAGGCAGGCAGUGAGAUCCCAGAUAUGAAUGCCAUCACCCAGGCCAUCAAGUACAAGCUGGGCUUUGUCGAGGAGGGUAAACCCACUCCGGAGAUUUUGAAGAACUACAUGGAUGCCCAGUAUUUUGGUGUGAUUGGUAUCGGGACACCCCCCCAGAAUUUCACUGUGAUCUUUGACACUGGCUCCUCCAACCUCUGGGUGCCAUCCGUGCACUGCUCCAUGCUGGACAUCGCCUGCAUGCUGCACCACAAGUAUGACUCUGGUAAAUCCAGCACCUAUGUGAAGAACGGCACCAAGUUUGCCAUCCGCUAUGGGACAGGGAGCCUUUCCGGCUUCCUCAGCCAGGACGUGGUCACGCUUGGUGACUUGAAAAUCCUGGAUCAGACCUUUGGGGAGGCCACGAAGCAGCCAGGCAUAACAUUCAUCGCUGCCAAGUUUGAUGGCAUCCUGGGCCUGGCAUUCCCAAAGAUCUCUGUGGAGGGUGCCGAGCCUUUCUUCGAUAAUGUCAUGAAACAGAAGCUGGUUGAAAAAAAUAUGUUCUCUUUCUACCUAAACAGAGAUCCCUCUGGUGUCCCUGGCGGUGAGAUGGUCCUGGGAGGAACCGACCCCAAGUAUUACAAGGGCGAGUUCAGCUGGUUUAAUGUGACACGCAAGGCCUACUGGCAGAUCCACAUGGACUCGGUGGAUGUUGCCAACGGGCCAAGCGUGUGUGAGGGCGGCUGUGAGGCCAUUGUGGACACAGGAACUUCACUCAUCACUGGCCCCACCAAAGAAGUGAAGAAGAUACAGGAGGCCAUUGGUGCAAAACCACUCAUAAAAGGCGAGUACAUGGUGCCCUGUGAAAAAGUGCCGACCCUGCCUGUCGUCUCCAUGAAACUAGGAGGGAAGUCCUUCAGCCUCACAGGAGACCAGUAUAUCCUCAAGAUUACUGCACAAGGAGAGACUAUCUGCAUGAGUGGUUUUUCAGGCCUGGACAUCCCACCCCCCGGGGGCCCUCUCUGGAUCCUGGGAGAUGUCUUUAUUGGACCCUACUACUCCGCCUUUGACCGUGAUAACAACCGUGUUGGCUUUGCCACAAGUGCCUAAACAGCUGCCCCCCACUGCCUCUGCCACACACACAAACUUAAACACAUACACACAGGAGCCGUAGAGAAAGGUUACCAGUAUUAGAAAUCCAGUGAGUGGAAAGGAGAAAAAAAAAAAAAAAGGAAAAAGAAA
Passer domesticus (house sparrow) is the source of this 1615-nucleotide messenger RNA. RefSeq names its product cathepsin D (gene CTSD). Lineage: Eukaryota; Metazoa; Chordata; Aves; Passeriformes; Passeridae. The record is from RefSeq and is a predicted model, not a curated record. Gene Ontology annotation, molecular function: aspartic-type endopeptidase activity. The transcript has 9 exons. The coding region runs from base 293 to 1483 and encodes 396 amino acids. Gene Ontology annotation, biological process: proteolysis.